Messenger RNA from Paramecium tetraurelia, 411 nucleotides. RefSeq lists its product as uncharacterized. The record is from RefSeq and is a predicted model, not a curated record. NCBI's taxonomy places the organism in Eukaryota, Ciliophora, Oligohymenophorea, Peniculida, Parameciidae. The transcript has 2 exons.
AUGCAGUAUGGUAAAAGAGAAAACGAAUUGAGAAAACCAAAAAUUGAACUUCUUUUUCCAGAAGAAUUAGACAAACAAAUCUUACCUAAUGAGUCAGUGGAAUCACUUGAUAGCUUCUUACCCUAAUACCAUAGUUCUAAUUAAUAAUAAUUUGAAAGUGAACAUCGGAUAGUACUGUAUUUAAGGUAGCUAGGAAUAGAAUUUAAAACAGACCCCAGAAAUAAAGAAUAAGAAUAUUAUGAAAAGUCUAAGAAGAAAGGAAUAAUUUUUUAGGCAUCUAUAAGUGAAUCACCUUAAUUGGGUCCACAGAAGAAUAAUCAAAUUUUUUAACUCAAGCAAAUGAAUAUUGGGGAGUUCACACCAUGGUUAAACCCAUUACUAGCACGUAAAAAGCAAAGCUUAGAAACAUGA